AUGUUGUCGAUGAUAAAACGAGUACGGGCGGCUCCCGUAUCCAUGCCAUUGUCGAGUUUGCGCUUUCGAGGAUUUGCGACAUCACUGCCUCUACGAACAGCACCUCGCCGAAGCCGAGACCUAUCAUCCAGCUUCUCCAACACAUACGAUCCGGACGAGGAGGGCAGGGGGCCCAUGUUUAAUAAGAAUACAUUCGGUGUGCCUAAAUUCUACCCCAGAGAUCUAAAGAAGCGGGUGGACGAGUACGUCGUCGGACAGGACCGUGCCAAGAAGACUAUAUCCUCCGUUAUCUUCAAUCAUUACCAAAAUAUCAGGCGAAGACAUCACCAAGAGGAACAAGAGCGCAAGCGUGAGGAGAAGCUACUCCGACGUCAUGAGGCAAGAGACAGGUUUGCACGCGAAAGGGAAGGAGUGCAUCCUGUCGAAGGUGCGCCGUACUAUCAUCCGGUCCGCCGGAGCUAUGCUGCUGACGAAGUCUAUGAAGACGAAUUUCCCGGCCAUAAUGAGUCGGUCAAUGAUCGCGCGCACAAGGUUUGGCAGCAUCGAGAGGAGGAAGAUGAUUUCUACAUUCCGGAAGAUCCGAGUAGACCACCCCCAGUCAAGAUCGACAAGAGCAAUCUGCUCUUGCUGGGCCCAACAGGCGUCGGAAAGACUUUCAUCGUAGAAACGCUCAGCAAGAAGAUUAGCGCCCCACUGACCAUAUGCGAUUGUAAUUCCUUCACACAAGCAGGCUAUAUAGGCCAAGACGUCGAGACCUGUAUCGAACGAUUACUUAUCGAGGCCAACUACGAUAUCAAGGCAUGCGAGCAUGGCAUAGUGAUACUAGAUGAGUUUGAUAAGAUCGCCAGACGAGAGACUAUGAAUGGACGCGAUGUGGGCGGCGAGGGUGUUCAACAAGCGCUGUUGAAACUGGUGGAGGGAUCCAAAGUCACCGUAAAUGUCAAAGACAACCGAUCCUCGUCAUCCCGUUCCGCGAGCCCCAUCACGACCAACUACAGCGGACCUGGCUCUACAUCGUCUAGCUCUGGUCCCCAGACCCAACCUCCUCAAUCUGGCAAAGUUGAUCAGUACACGAUCGACACUUCGAACAUUCUCUUUGUGUUCUGUGGUGCUUUUGUUGGGCUUGAUAAGCAAAUCCUGAAUCGAGUCUCCAAGUCGUCCAUGGGUUUCGGUUCUGAGCUGCGUAGCCGAGCAGACGACUCCAAAGGCCGAGCCAAUCUACCUCUGGAUCUUUUCAAACAUCUCCCGCAUCGACCAGCGAAUGAAGAGGAUAGAUCAACUCUGACGCCAUUGGAUCUUACAAUCCCGGAAGACCUGCAAGGCUUUGGGUUCAUACCUGAGCUAAUUGGACGCAUCCAUAAUAUUGUGGCUCUCUCUCCCCUUUCCCAAGAUGAUCUCUUUAGGAUUCUUACCGAGCCAAGGAAUAGCCUCGUUUCUCAGUAUACUGCUCUUUUUGAGACGUAUCCAUCAACUUUGGCCUUUACACAAAAAGCACUGCGCGCAGUAGCUGAGCGUGCUGAGAAAUCGCGAACCGGAGCGCGUGGUCUGAAGAUGGAGAUGGAGCGUGUACUAGCUGAAGCCAUGUUUGAUGCUCCUGUACCGUAUGUUCUCGUGACGGAAGCUGCUGUGAGAGGUACAGAUAAGCCCUGCUAUUGGGGGAAAGACGGCAAGUAUGAGAUGGAAAGGCGAAUCAAGGAUGAAGAUGGCUCGCUGCCGCACGAUAAUACUGGGCAUGGUGCCCGGGAAGUUGUGUCAGGCACAACUUUUGAGCAGUAUAGGCAGGCUGGAGAGAGCGGCGCAUAG
Messenger RNA from Pestalotiopsis fici W106-1, 1803 nucleotides. RefSeq lists its product as uncharacterized. Gene Ontology annotation, biological process: proteolysis; protein catabolic process. Lineage: Eukaryota; Fungi; Ascomycota; Sordariomycetes; Amphisphaeriales; Sporocadaceae. The transcript has 2 exons. Bases 1 to 1803 code for a protein of 600 amino acids. Gene Ontology annotation, cellular component: mitochondrial matrix. Gene Ontology annotation, molecular function: ATP hydrolysis activity; ATP binding. The record is from RefSeq and is a predicted model, not a curated record.